UCAAUGUCACUUCAAUGUCAUCACAAAAUUCACAACAUUCGAUUUUUUUACAAAAAUAAACAAUAUCCAUUCGGUUAUGGCAUAAAAAAUUUACUGUGACAACAAAAAAUGAGUUCUCCGCCUCAAGACCCGUCUACCCCGAAGCCGGGUUCUCCGGGAGCUGCGUCACCGGUUAAAGUAGCUUCUCCAGUUCGGAUUUCAAAUACUCCUUCACCAGGAACGGGUUCUCCAAGGAAAGUUUCUUCAUCAAAAAGAUCUUCAGAUGUUAAUGUCGCGAAAGAAGAAGACGACGAUGAAGAUUAUUACACGAGGCCCGAUUUCAUUUACGGGGGGCCCUUCAUUGGUGUAAAAAAACCUUCGCCGUUUAUUGAUACAGCGACGCCCAUGAAUUUGCCGCUGCAGGGCACGUUUAAACAGAGUUUUGCUUACUUCACUCUGAAAGAAAGGAUACCAGUGAUUUUGACCAAAAUAAUAGAUUAUUUAUCAAGAGAAGGAUCAAAGAUAAAAAGUGCUCACGGGGCGUCAGAUGACGACGUAAGGAAAUUCAUGCAAUAUGUAACAAAGUUAAAGAACGAUUUAGUUACGAACAAGACGUAUGAUGAUUUACAAGUAGAUACGCCUAACGCUCGCUUGUGGAACGCCUGGAUAGCCGACCAGGAACAUAAAAAGUAUUUUAAUAAUACCUUUCUGUUUACCGAAUGUUAUGUGUACAGGAGACUUAAGGAAGGCUGUGAAUUAACGAAAGGUUUAGCUAAUUUUGAUUAUUUUGAAGACCAAAAAAUCUCGGCAUUCGAGAACAACGUAGAAAUAAUGUGUAUAGUUGCCGAUAGAAUGAUAACUAUGAUCAAUAAGUCGGAUAAGGAAAAACGGAAACAAGAUUUUAUUAUGCUUUUGAAGAUCUGCCUCUGGGCCAACAAAUGUGACCUCUCCCUAACGCUAGGGUCUCAGGUGAACUUAGUACAAGCGGCUAAAGACGCCACAGAACGCUUGAGGGCCAACCCUCCUCCUCCUCCGCCCCCCACUAAAGGGAACAAGGAGCCUCCACAACAGGGCCCGUUGGUAGUUAGCCACGACCCCUUUCAAAUGGUGUUGGAUUUGAAGGAUAAGUUAUUAGUAGACGACACGGCUAAGAUAGCUGACCAAGUAGUGACGAAAGCCGAAGCCAUGCUGAAAGCUGUAAAUGCGAAUACCACAUUUAAGUUCAAAUGCAGUUGCCAUAGAUUAGCCACAGCGAUCGGUGUACCGAUAUGUAAAGAAGAUCUGCCCCCACCACCUCCCGAGCCUCCUGCAGAAGAGAAGACAGAAGUGAAAGAAGAGAAGAAAGAAGAAGCUCCCAAACAGAUACCAUGUCCAGCUAAAAUGACAGUGCCUCAAGCUGUGUUUUUUGAUAUAGUAUGCGACAACGCUGGAUACGAGCUGUUUGCCGAUCUAUGUCUCGCGCACUUUUUGGUCGCUCAGAAAAUAGUACAAAAGGUCAGAUUUCAUGUCAAAGAUAUGCCUUGGUUUAUAUCAGACGUGACGAUCAAAGAUUUCAAACACCUCAUCGACGCGUGCGCAAACAGUAAUUUUAGUAAAGAGGCAUCUUCUGGUGCUACAGAAGGCGAGGGUGGUGAACCAAAGAUAAUAAAAGCAGAUAACUUGAGAACUCUGGGACAGCAGUGGAACCAGUACUUUACUGAUGGAAUAUUCGUUGUUAUGGCUGAAGACUACUGGACCUACCCCCACGUGUACAAAGACAUGAAGAAAUUCGACCCUAACUUGUAUCGCAAGCUGCAAUACGCCGUCGCGAUCAUGUUUAAAGGCGACCUCAACUAUCGCAAGCUGCUGGCUGACAGGAACUUGAACCCCACGACUGGCUUCGAGGCUGCUUUACAAGGUUUCAUCCCAGCGCCACUGAUAGCAGUCCGCACAGUGAAGGCCGAGCUGAUCUGCGGCCUGCCGAAGGGCAAGUGGGAUGCGCUCACCAAGCUCGAUGCUGAAUGGAUGCAGAAGGGCGAUUAUGGAGUAAUACAAUACUGUCCGAAGGGCGAGCCGCUCAAGAUAUCAGAUCGUCCGUGCAUCGACUACUGUCAAACUUGCUUCGGCGUCAUCUGUCCCGAACAUACGGACAUGUGAACAUAUUAUGGCGAUUGAACUCAUUUUUUGUUGUUUCUAAAACAAUAUUUUUCAAAUAUUUUGGCACAG
Molecule: messenger RNA, 2184 nt
Organism: Helicoverpa zea (corn earworm)
Lineage: Eukaryota; Metazoa; Arthropoda; Insecta; Lepidoptera; Noctuidae
Product: damage-control phosphatase ARMT1-like
Exons: 16
Coding region: 109-2115 (668 amino acids)
Biological process (GO): DNA damage response
Cellular component (GO): cytoplasm; nucleus
Molecular function (GO): phosphatase activity
Source: RefSeq, a predicted model, not a curated record